Molecule: messenger RNA, 3206 nt
Organism: Aspergillus aculeatus ATCC 16872
Lineage: Eukaryota; Fungi; Ascomycota; Eurotiomycetes; Eurotiales; Aspergillaceae
Product: coatomer subunit beta'
Exons: 6
Coding region: 216-2873 (885 amino acids)
Biological process (GO): endoplasmic reticulum to Golgi vesicle-mediated transport; retrograde vesicle-mediated transport, Golgi to endoplasmic reticulum; intra-Golgi vesicle-mediated transport
Cellular component (GO): COPI vesicle coat
Molecular function (GO): protein binding; structural molecule activity
Source: RefSeq, a predicted model, not a curated record
AUCGCUGUCACUUCUUGAGUAUCUGCGUUUACCUCGGAGGCCAUUCAGGCUGAGGAUAUUUCUCUUCUCUUUGCGCUCUUCGUAUAUCUUUCCUUCGGGAGUUCUUGACGUCCCCGGGCUGGGCUGUUUGAGCGGCUCGUGGCCUGGUUCCCCCUCCUUCUCACAGGCCGUCCUCCGACGCCGCAUAUAAUCGCGACCUUCCUUCCCCACACAAGAUGAAAUUGGAUGUCAAGAGACAGCUGUUCGCCCGCUCCGAGCGGGUGAAGGGCAUUGACUUCCAUCCAACAGAGCCAUGGAUCCUUACCACACUAUACAGCGGUCACGUCUACAUCUGGUCCUAUGAGACUCAAUCGAUCAUCAAAACCUUCGAACUUACCGAUGUACCUGUACGAGCCGGUCGAUUCAUUGCCCGCAAGAACUGGAUUGUCUGCGGUUCAGAUGACUUCCAGCUUCGAGUUUACAAUUACAACACCUCUGAGAAGAUUGCUUCAUUCGAGGCCCACCCGGACUACAUUCGCUCAAUUGCAGUACACCCCACGCAGCCAUUCGUUCUGACCGCAUCUGAUGAUAUGACAAUUAAGCUUUGGGACUGGGAGAAAGGCUGGAAGUGUGUCCAGGUUUACGAGGGCCACAGCCACUAUGUGAUGGGACUCUCAAUCAACCCCAAGGAUACCAACACGUUCGCAUCCGCAUGUCUGGACCGGACCGUAAAGAUCUGGAGCCUUGGCUCACCACAUGCCAAUUUCACCCUGGAGGCCCACGAAACCAAGGGUGUGAACCAUGUCGAUUACUACCCGCAGGCGGACAAACCAUAUCUUCUCACCACCUCCGAUGACCGGACCGUUAAGGUGUGGGAUUACACUACGAAAGCGCUCAUUGCUACUUUGGAGGGACAUACAAGCAACGUUUCUUUCGCUUGUUAUCACCCGGAACUGCCCGUCAUUAUCUCCGGCUCUGAAGACGGAACCAUCAAGAUUUGGCAUGCGAACACAUACAGACUCGAGCAGUCCUUAAGCUACGGCUUGGAGAGAGCGUGGUGUGUCUCUUACCAGCGAGGUCGGCAAGGCGUUGCGAUCGGUUUCGAUGAUGGUGCAGUAGUUGUGAAGAUGGGACGGGAAGAGCCAGCUGUUUCCAUGGACGGCUCAGGAAAGAUUAUCUGGGCCAGACACAAUGAGGUUGUCUCGACAGUGAUCAAGGGUGGCGAUGCUAGCAUUAAGGAUGGUGCGCCACUUUCCCUGCCUACGAAAGAGCUGGGAUCAUGCGAGGUCUACCCUCAGACCCUGUCCCACUCUCCCAACGGACGGUUUGUCUCGGUCUGCGGUGAUGGCGAGUACAUUAUCUACACUGCUCUUGCGUGGCGCAACAAGGCAUUCGGGCAAGCCUUGGACUUCGCUUGGGGUUCGAAGGACAACAGCAAUGACUAUGCCAUCCGCGAGUCGACCACCAGUGUCAAAAUUUUCAAGAACUUCAAGGAAGUCAGCGGCGGGCUUGAUGUAGGCUUCCAAGCUGAAGGUCUCACAGACGGUGUGUUGUUGGGUGUCAAGGGUCAAGGCGGAAUUGGUAUGUUUGACUGGGAGACUGGAAACCUGGUCCGCCGCAUUGAAGUCGACCCCAAGGCUGUAUACUGGUCCGAAUCUGGAGAGUUGGUGACUCUUGCCUGUGAGGAUUCUUUCUAUGUCCUCCGAUACUCCCGGGAGAACUACAUUGAGGGCUUGAACGCCGGCGAAGCCGACGAAGAUGGCGUGGAGUCCGCUUUCGAGGUUGUCACGGAUGUCAACGAGUCUGUUCGCACGGGUCAGUGGGUUGGAGACUGCUUCAUCUAUACGAACUCGACGAAUCGCCUCAACUACCUGGUCGGCGACCAAACCUACACCAUCUCCCACUUCGACCAGGGUAUGUAUGUCCUUGGCUACCUGCCCCGUGACGGCCGCGUCUACCUUGCCGACAAGGAUGUCAACGUCGUAUCGUUCGGCCUGUCUCUUAGCAUGGUCGAGUACCAGACGGUGGUUUUGCGCGGCGACCUGGACACGGCAGCGGAGCUGCUCCAAGACGUUCCCCAGGAUCAGAUGAACAAGGUGGCCCGCUUCCUGGAAGGCCAAGGGUACAAGGAGAUGGCACUCGAGGUUGCAACCGACCCGGAACACCGCUUCGAGCUGGCCCUGGCUCUGAACAACCUCGAGAUUGCCCUCGAGAUCGCCCGCGAAGCCAACGUCGAGCACAAGUGGAAGAUCGUCGGAGACGCCGCCCUCGCCGGCUGGAACCUGGAGCUGGCCCAAGAAUGCUUCACCAAUGCCAAGGACGUGGGCUCCCUUCUCCUGCUGCACACCGCCAGCGGCAACAGGGACGGGCUCCGCCAGCUGGCCGCCCAGGCCUCGGAAGCCGGCCUGCACAACGUUGCCUUCUCCACCUACUGGUCCCUCGGCGACGUCGACGGCUGCAUCGACCUCCUGGUGCGGACGAACCGUCUCGCCGAGUCCGUCCUCUUCGCCCAGACCUACAAGCCCUCGCGGGCCCCCGCCCUCGUCGCCCAGUGGAAGGCCUCUCUGGAGUCCAACGGAAAGACCAAGAUCGCCCGCCUCAUCGGUAUCCCCCCCGGCACCCCUGACGCCGCCGCAGAUGAUGACCUCUUCCCCGAAUGGGACGAGUACAUCCGCCUCGAAAACGAGGGCGGCGCCGCCGCUGCUGCUCCCGCCGUCCCCGAGCCUCCUUCGUCCGAGUCCCUGAUCGACGUCCACGGCGACGAAGAGACCGCAGACAACGGUGCCCCCGAAGUACAACCUGAGGCGGAUGAUGCGGAGGUCGUUGCCGAGGAUGAAGCUGAAGAGGAGGAGGAGGAGGACGACGACGACGAGGAGCAAGAGAAAUCCGAGUAGAAACCACCCACCUACCGACCAUCCCGCUUAAGAUAGACCUUCUGUUUGUGUUGUGUUUUGGUUGUGGCAUGGUAUGUGUGUAUGUUUGUGCUUGUAUUUAAAUCCCCGUGGGAGGACUGUGCCGUAGGAUGAGAGAGAGGCCUAUGAGAGGAAAAAGAAGAAAGUUUCCACAGCGCCCUCUUUUUCUUUGCCUCUGCUUGCAUCUUGUUUCACAUUUCCAUCCCAUUCUUCAUUUAAUUCCCCGUCUUCAAUGUAUUGACAAACAGCUAAAUCUUGCUUGCGUGGGAUAUCCACCCCCCUUCCUCCUCUUUUCUCUUUUCUGAUCCAAUUUCC